Messenger RNA from Lachancea meyersii CBS 8951, 1950 nucleotides. NCBI's taxonomy places the organism in Eukaryota, Fungi, Ascomycota, Saccharomycetes, Saccharomycetales, Saccharomycetaceae. The record is from the annotation of a GenBank genome assembly.
AUGCAGCUCUCUUGGAAAGAUAUCCCAACGGUCUCGACGGCCAAUGACUUGCUGGACGUUGUGCUCAACAGAACGCAGAGAAAGACACCCACGGUGAUCAGACCCGGCUUCAAAAUCACCAGAAUCCGUGCUUUUUACAUGCGUAAGGUCAAGUACACUGCUGAGGGUUUCGAAGAGAAGUUCGAGGACCUUUUGAAAGGGUUCCCAAACAUUAACGAUGUGCAUCCGUUCCACAGAGACUUGAUGGACACGCUGUACGAGAAAAAUCACUACAAAGUGUCGCUGGCCGCAGUGUCGCGUGCCAAAACGCUGAUCGAGCAGGUCUCGCGCGAUUACCUGCGUCUGCUGAAGUUCGGCCAAUCGUUGUUCCAGUGUAAGCAGCUGAAAAGAGCCGCUCUGGGUAGAAUGGCCACGAUCGUCAAAAAACUCAAGGACCCUUUGGUGUAUCUAGAACAGGUGCGUCAGCAUUUGGGCAGACUGCCAUCGAUCGAUCCAAACACCAGAACUUUGCUGAUCUGUGGUUAUCCCAACGUCGGUAAAUCGUCGUUUUUGCGUUGCAUCACCAAAGCAGACGUUGAAGUCCAGCCCUACGCUUUCACCACAAAGUCUCUAUACGUUGGUCAUUUCGACUACAAGUACCUGAGAUUCCAGGCCAUCGAUACUCCCGGUAUUUUGGACAGACCAACUGAAGAAAUGAACAACAUCGAAAUGCAGUCGAUCUACGCUAUCGCCCAUUUGCGUUCUUGUGUGCUAUAUUUCAUGGACUUGUCCGAGCAGUGUGGUUUCACCAUUGAAGCCCAAGUCAAAUUGUUUCAUUCCAUCAAGCCCUUGUUUGCAAACAAGUCGGUCAUGGUUGUCAUGAACAAGACUGAUAUCAUCAGACCUGAUGAUUUGGACGAGGAGCGUGCAGCCAUGUUGCAGACCAUCUCCGAAAUGCCCGGCGUCGAGAUCAUGCCCGCAUCUUGUACUGAAGAAGAAAACGUCAUGGCCGUCAGAAACAAGGCCUGUGAAAAGCUAUUGGCCGCCAGAAUUGAAAACAAGCUCAAAUCAACUGCCAGAAUCAACAACGUGCUCAACAAGAUCCACGUUGCGAAGCCUCAAGCCAGAGAUGACGGUGUCGAUAGAUCGCCUUACAUUCCUGAUGCUGUCAAGAACAAGGUCAAGUAUGACGCAGAGGACCCUAACAGAAGAAAGUUGGCUAGAGACAUUGAGGCCGAAAAUGGUGGCGCUGGUGUUUUCAACAUCAACCUAAAAGACAAAUACUUGUUGGAGGAUGAUGAAUGGAAGAACGACGUCAUGCCCGAACUCUUGGACGGUAAGAACGUUUACGACUUCAUGGACCCUGAGAUUGCUGUCAAGCUGCAAGCGCUCGAAGAAGAAGAAGAGAAGCUUGAGGCUGAAGGCUUUUACAAUUCCGACGAUGAAGAAGGAGAAGAAACCCACGAUGGUCUCACCUCUGAGGAGGUAUCUGACAUCAAGGACAAGGCCGCUUGGAUCAGAGACAGACAAAAGAAGAUGAUUCUAACUGCUAGAAACCGUAAAGCGCUCAAGAACCGCGCAAUAAUGCCUCGUUCGAAACUUUCGAAGUCCUACGGCGACAUGGAAAAACACAUGUCUUCCUUGGGACACGACAUGUCCACUUUGCAAGACAAGCAAAAAGCUGCUGCUGAAAAGAACAGAUACGUGGAAACUGGUGCCGAUGUUGUGUUCGGAGGUGUUGAGACAUCGAACACUUCCUCCAACGGUGGUAAGCUCAGACAAUCCGAUAGACUGCUGGAUGGUGUUGCUGACAGUUCCAUGAGAUCCAAGACUGACAGACUAGCCAAGCUGCAAAGAAGAGACAGAAACAGAGACGCAAGACAAGGUGAAUCCGACAGGCACUCGACCGCUGCUUUGGCCAAACACUUGUUUAGCGGUAAACGUGGUAAUGGUAAGACUGACUUCCGUUGA